AUAGUAGUAACAAUAACAGUGGUGGUAACAAUAGUCGCAGCAACUGCCAGAACAAUAGCGAAAACAAAAGAAGUCAGUCGAUUGGUGUCUUGGCUCUUAAAAGAAAACUGCAAUCGACCAAUCAGGACUCGUCUAUGCAAGAAUGUAAUCCACGUAAACUAGGACGUCACAUGUCGCCAUGUUACAGCAAUAAGAACAGCCAUAGCGACGGACAUCUUUAUCUGUCCGCCAUUAAUGCACUCGGGGGUGCAGGAGGUUAUACAGGUCAAUUAUUAGUCGGAAGUGGAGGCGGAGGUGGUGGUUACACAUACAAUAGCAAUUCGUCUAAUACAUCCUCUUUUUCAUCACCGUCAGCUUUGCUUUCAUCAUCUUCAUCAUCAAUGACAUCGUUAUCGUCUUCCAAUGGAGAUCUUCCAUCCGGCUUAGAUUUCUCCUCAAGUAGUUGUAUGUACGGUCCAAUUCAGUGUUUGACUCCCAUAUAUUACCAUAACUCUGCAUUGGCCGGAAGUCAGAGCAAACAGCUUAAGCAAUUAGACAUUAAGACUUUGACUAACUACAACUACUCGUUUUGGCAGUCUUCGGCAGAGGAAACUUUCACAGCACCACUAGAAAUAGCAGCUAUUCCAGAUGGUAUAUUGACUCCAGAUCCUUCUCCUGCAUCGUCGCCAGAUCUGACCUUGCAAAAGACCGAAACUAGUGUAACUAAAGUCAGAGAAGUAAACGUUAGUAUCAAUGAGGCAGCCAAUAAUGCAGAUCCUACAGCAUCUACGGUGCUAACCACGACAUUAAUAACGACGAUACCAACUACAAAAAAGAUAGAUGAAGGGGCAACCACAGAAAACGGAACCCUGGAAACUGUCCUAUCACCUACAUCAUCUUCAUCAGCAUCAAGAUCGAGCAUAUUGUCCUUACCAACAGCGCAGCUGAAGAAAAAACGGAAAAUGUCAACAAACAAUGACAAUUUGACAAAUUCUAACUCCCACCAGUCACCUUUAACAGACGAUAUUCACUCUCAGCAAUAUGUACAGCAGCAGCAGCAGCAGCCGCCGAUGAAAUCUCAGAAGUUGUGUAAUUUGCACAAUGAAAACAAUUGUGGUUUAUCAAAUCGUAAUACUUCCUGUAGUACAAAUAGUAAUAGCAAUGGUGUAUUGCGUAGCAUUCCUGAUGGUGUUUGCAACAGUAGUAGUAAUAGUAGCAGCAGCAGUAAUACCAGCUACACUAACUCCAAAUGCGAAGUGAAUAACAAUAAAACAAAUACAAAUAAUGGUGGCAGUGAUUACGUACAAGCGUUAUGUAAUGAAAUCAAUUUAUUCAGUAGCUUUGGCCAGCAACAGCAUUUUCAACCGCGUCGUGCAGUGGAACUUCCGGUUAUAGACCCAAAACUGGUGGAAACGUUUUUCGACGAGAUUGCUACAAAGCGGAAGCAUUUGUCGAAAAUGAGACUUCCCUCACUAAGACGCCAUCUUCCGGAUUUAUCUGUACAGGAGCUGGAGAAUAUCUUAACAACCAGUCUAUCUAAAAUGGCAAGCGUUUCGUCCACUUCAGACACCCAGCUUCCAGAAACACCAUUGAAUAUUCAAACUUCGUCCAUUGCAGCUGUUGAUGAUGAUGCUGUUGCCGCCGCCAACGCUGUUAAAGCAAAUUCACCAGUAAUCAAAAAUGAAAUUUCCAACGAAUUCAUGCUGUGUCAGCGAUUUAGCUGUAAAAACAAUAAUAGCGGGUUUAGAACGAAAACAGCUUCCUUUUCUUCACCAUCGUUGUCGUCGUCAUCGUCAUCGUUAUCAUCCACAUCGUCGUCGUCCCCAUCAACAACAAUGUUGUUGCCCUCUCUACUUGCACCCGAAGACAUAGUAAAAAGUGAACAUGCAAUACCAUGUCAGCAUCAAAUAUCAUCAGAUUCGAAAAAUGCAUUUGGUGACCGCAAUAAUAACAACAACAAUAGCAACAACAAUAAUAAUAAAUAAUUGUCAUCGCAAUGCUUUCAAAACCUUUUGCCUCAGUAACAUUAGCUGCAAAGAAAAUGGUGACAACAGGGCUAGCAUUAGACACUUCGGUUUACAUGAAAAUUGCUUUCUUCCAUCCUAUAUGAACAGUCCAGAAAGUAUGAAUGAUGAGGAGUCAAAAAGUGGUCAAAAUUCGGAGAACAGCUUGGAUAUAGCAGAAAGUAUGGAAUUCAGUGGAAACGAUUUGUCAGAAACUUCAGACUGGCGAGAAAAUAAUUCCGUAGAAAUUCCGUCUGAUAUUGAAGAUUGGUUAGAUCAGAUAAUAAAAUCGUGGCAACAAAACAAAGGUACAUAUAUUUUAUUUUCCACU
Molecule: messenger RNA, 2313 nt
Organism: Octopus sinensis (East Asian common octopus)
Lineage: Eukaryota; Metazoa; Mollusca; Cephalopoda; Octopoda; Octopodidae
Exons: 2
Coding region: 135-1964 (609 amino acids)
Source: RefSeq, a predicted model, not a curated record